Molecule: messenger RNA, 1596 nt
Organism: Aspergillus niger
Lineage: Eukaryota; Fungi; Ascomycota; Eurotiomycetes; Eurotiales; Aspergillaceae
Exons: 2
Coding region: 1-1596 (531 amino acids)
Biological process (GO): glycoside catabolic process; fucose metabolic process
Cellular component (GO): lysosome
Molecular function (GO): alpha-L-fucosidase activity
Source: RefSeq, a predicted model, not a curated record
AUGCCUGGAAUCCGAACCCUAGAGCCCGCAAACGUCAAACGACUCUGUCCCGGCGACCAGAAACGCGUCAACAUCGGCAUCAACGGCACGGCGAACGGAACAGCAACCGUUAUCCUCAACUACACCCACUCCAUCCAGCACCAAACCUACCCUCACCCCCUCUCCCUCGGCCUAACAGAAUGGACCUCAGACCUGUCUAGCCUCUCACAACAUGAAAGCCCUGAAUGGUUCGACGACGCCAAAUUCGGCAUCAUGAUCCACUGGGGUCCCUACUCCGUCCCCGGCUGGGGCAACUCGACUCCCUACGAAAGCUACGCCGAGUGGUUCUGGUGGUACACCACGCACCGUGCCGCCGACAAAUCCGACACCUACGACUACCGGCUGCGCACCUUCGGGCCCACCUGGAACUACGACGACUCGUUCCCCUCCUUCACAGCAGCUAACUUCUCCCCGAAAGCCUGGGUCGACCUCAUCUCAGCCUCGGGGGCCAAAUACUUCGUGCUAACAACCAAACACCACGACGGGUUCGCCCUCUUCGACACGCAAAACACCACCAACCGCUCCUCCCUCCACUACGGCCCGCACCGGGACCUCGUGUCAGAACUCUUCACCGCGUCCUCAAUCCACCACCCCACCCUAAAACGCGGCACCUACUUCUCCCUCCCAGAAUGGUUCAAUCCAGACUUCGGGCCCUACGGGUUCGCCGAACUCCCGGGGAACACCUCCACCAGCUGGCCAGGCAUCAUCGCCCGCAACCCCUACACUGGCCUGAAUGAACCCUACACAGGCCGCAUCCCCGUCACGGAUUUCAUCACAGACGUAAUGGUUCCCCAAAUGACCAUUCUAGCUCACAAUUACAGCACAGACAUCAUGUGGUGUGACUGCGGGGCCGCGAACGGGACUGCGUCUUUCGCUAGCGAAUGGUUCAAUUCCGCGCGUGCAGAUAAUCGCCAAGUGGCAAUUAAUUCGCGGUGCGGGGUCGCGGAAGUGUCCGACUUCGAUACGCCCGAGUAUGCGACGUUUAGCUCGGCGCAGUUGCGCAAGUGGGAGAGUAAUAUGGGCAUGGAUCCGUAUAGUUAUGGGUUUAAUCGGGCGACUGCGGAAAGAAGUUAUAUGAAUGCUAGUACGGUGGUCAGGGAUCUGGUGGAUAUGGUGAGUAAGAAUGGGAAUUUUUUGUUGGAUGUUGGGCCGCGCGCGGAUGGGAGUAUUGUCGAGAGGGAGGAGAGGGAGUUGAGGAGGGCUGGGGAGUGGAUUCGAGGACAUGGGGAGGCGGUGUUUGGGACGAGGGUUUGGUGGGUGAGGAGUGAGGCGGUUGGUGUGACAGGUGAUGGUGGGGAUGUCGGGGUGAGGUUUACGCAGACGAAUGAGGCGUUUUAUUUGUUGUUUCUGGGGGAUCCGGGGAAGAAGGUGUUUGUGGAUGCGUCGGUGCCGUUGUUGAGGGGGGAUAGAGUUGUUGUGGUGGGUGGCGAUGGGGAAAGGGAGGUAGAGGUUGAGUGGGAGGGGAGUGCGACGGAGGGAUUUACGUUUAGGGUUCCUGAGGGGGUAUGGGAUGGAGAGGAGUUUUGCUGGGUGUUGAAGAUUGUGUAUCUUGCUUAG